Messenger RNA from Rotaria sordida, 507 nucleotides. The record is from the annotation of a GenBank genome assembly. NCBI's taxonomy places the organism in Eukaryota, Metazoa, Rotifera, Eurotatoria, Philodinida, Philodinidae.
AUGGAAAGUGUACGAAAUGCUGCUCGUGGUAUACUUCACAAUCUUGAUAAAGUAACUGAUGGCACCAAUAGAGAAAGGAAAGAUAGUUCGAAUCGAAGUAACACGAUACAGAGAGCUAUCAGCAGUUCUACGGACAAGCCAUCUGUUAUGAUCAGUUAUUGUCAUGAAAACAAAGACUUUUGUAACAAACUGCUCAAAGUAUUGUCAACUCAUUAUGAUAAAUUCCAUGUGUGGGUUGAUCAAACUCAUUGUCAAUCAGCCAGCGAUCUAUGGGAAUUGAUUGCUACUGGAAUGGAACAAGCUCAUAUGAUUGUGUGUCUUGUCUCUAAUUAUUAUUUUCAGAGUAAAUCGUGUCGUCGAGAGUUUACGUAUGCUGUAGAAACGCUUAAAAAACCUAUCAUACCUGUACUGCUGGAAAGCAUUGAACCUAAAGGAUGGUUGGGUAUCCGAAUGUCAGCAUUAUUGAAACUUAUUCAUUCUAAUGAAAAAUAUUGUCCUAAAAAAUAA